Molecule: messenger RNA, 1919 nt
Organism: Metschnikowia bicuspidata var. bicuspidata NRRL YB-4993
Lineage: Eukaryota; Fungi; Ascomycota; Pichiomycetes; Serinales; Metschnikowiaceae
Gene: MRE11
Product: MRX complex nuclease subunit
Exons: 2
Coding region: 1-1833 (610 amino acids)
Biological process (GO): double-strand break repair via homologous recombination; telomere maintenance; double-strand break repair via nonhomologous end joining
Cellular component (GO): nucleus; Mre11 complex
Molecular function (GO): manganese ion binding; DNA endonuclease activity; 3'-5'-DNA exonuclease activity
Source: RefSeq, a predicted model, not a curated record
AUGCCGCCCGUGGAUCUGAUCCCGCCGGGCGAGGACACCAUCCGCAUUCUCCUCACCACAGACAACCACGUGGGGUACCUUGAGAACGACCCGGUGCGAGGCGACGAUUCGUGGAAAACGUUCCAGGAAAUCACCAGCUUGGCCAAGCUGCACGACGUGGACAUGGUGGUGCAAGGCGGCGAUCUCUUCCAUGUGUCCAAGCCAUCGAAAAAGUCGUUUUUCCACGUCAUCCAGCUGCUCCGGCUCAAUUGCCUAGGCGAUCGGCCCUGUGAGCUCGAGCUCCUUAGCGACCCGGCGCCUGCGCUUCGCCAAGGCGACACCGUCAACUACGAAGACCCCAAUCUCAACGUGUCGGUGCCUGUAUUUGCCAUUUCGGGCAACCACGACGACGCCACGGGAGAAGGGCUUCUCCUGCCCAUGGACGUGUUGGCUGCCACGGGCUUGAUCAACUACUUCGGGCAGAUCCCCCGGCUGGACAAGAUCACCGUGACUCCGCUUGUGUUCCAAAAGGGCACCACCAAAUUGGCGCUCUACGGCAUAAAUAACAUGCGCGACGAGCGAUUGCAGCGCAUCAUGAGAAACGGCGACGUGACUUUCCAGAAACCAAAGUCCGACGCGGAGUUCUUCAAUCUCUUGUGCGUGCACCAGAACCACUACCGCCACACCAUGACGUCGUACGUCCCGGAGGACUUCCUCCCUUCGUUUCUCGACUUUGUGCUUUGGGGCCAUGAGCACGAAUGCAUCCCGUUCCCUCAAUACAAUCCCACCACAGGCUUCGACACCCUACAACCGGGCUCCUCUGUUGCCACAGCAUUGAGCGAGGGGGAAACAGCUCAAAAACACGUUUUCAUCUUGGACAUCAAGAACAAGGACUACGCCAUCACGUCAGUGCCCUUGCAAACCGUGCGUCCGUUCCUAAUGCGAGACGUAUGUCUAAAACACGAAGGUUUUGUAGAAGGCCCGGCCUCCAAAACUGACGUGCAGUCUUUUCUCAACCAACAGGUUGAGGAGCUUAUCUCCCAGGCUGUCUCUCAAGCCGCGAGUAGCCCCGAAAGCGGGGAUCUGUUGCUACCCUUGAUAAGGCUCCGUGUCGAUCACACGGGAAACUAUGAAGUUGAAAACUCGCGCCGGUUCUCCAACCGCUUUGUGGGCAGAAUCGCCAACGUCAACGACAUUCUUCUUUAUCACAAGAAGAAAACCAACCAGCCCCAGCCUGCUGACACUAAGAAGAUCAUCAACAAAGAGACGGAUGCUCCCAUCACACUGAACACUUCCAUCCAAAAGAUUCUCCGUGAGUACUUGGGGGACUCAAACUUGAACUUGGUCCCUGAAGCAGGCAUGUUUGAUGUGACAAAAAGAUUCAUAGAGCAAGACGACAAACUGCUUUUAACUGAAUAUGUGGAAAGCACCAUCUCCAAUGCGGCAAAACUGCUACUGAGCAUAAAAAUCGACGAGAAUGAAUUUCAUCUGGGCGACGAUAUCCUGGUCAAGAGAUCCUUCCGCCAGCUUUUGAACAAUCGACAGCCAAGGAUCAACUCGAAAGCGUUGGAAAUGGAAAGCGAAGAUAGUAGCGACAAUGCGCCUGAAGUGAUCUCUGCAUCGCGAACAAAAAGACACACCACACCAUCUAGAUACGAGGAAACAAGCGACGCGGAAGAUGAUUUUGUGAUGAGUGAAGUAGAGGACGACCCUCCCACGAAGAAGACCUCAACCAGAUCGAGACAAACCACGAAAUCACCCAAAACCGCCAAACCGAGAGCCCGGCGAGCAGCUACAAAGAAAAAGCCAAACACUGCACAAAGUGAUUUUGAGGAUCUCCUCAGUCUAGGAUAAAGUGCCCUGAUACCGCUUUUAUAAAUGCAGGUAACUUGAUGUAUUCAUCAUGACGUUUUGCCAGCGACCGUGUAUAUUUCCCAGAA